UGCAGUGGUGACAGGAUAGUUGGUUUAUAUAGCGGUGACUCAGAGCGAAGCGCGCACUCGCUGCAUGAAUGAGCGCGCGGAAGACACUGAACACACUAUCAGCUGCAAGAGCACGCCGGAGCUGGUCAAAUGACAUGCCGUUUUAGGUCGCUAACAUACCCAAGAAGAAGUUUUACACAACUUUUAACAAAGCGAGAAUCAAAGUUUUGUGUGGUGAGCGUCGCGCGGAUCUGGACACUAUGCAUUGUCAAGCAGAGCUGAGACUCGCGAGCAGCGCGCAACUGAAAGCAGCCAGAAGAUACAAGACUUUCAUGAUCGACGAGAUCCUCUCCAAGGAGACUUGUGAUUACUUCGAGAAGCUUUCCCUUUACUCGGUUUGUCCCUCUUUAAUCGUCAGACCCAAACCUCUGCAUUCAUGCACGGGCUCUGUUCCUCUGAGGUCGUAUCCUCUGCUGUCUGUGAUCACACACCAGGCGUCCAGCAGUGUGUCUCCUCUGUCUCAGUCGUCCCCUCAUCUGCCUCCAUCCAGCGAGACUCCCCUCAGCAUCAGCAGUGAGUCUGAUACGGAGCACUGCACUCCGCGGCUAAAGAAACCCCGCCGCAGCCGCACCAUCUUCACCGAGCUGCAGCUCCUGGGCCUGGAGAAGAAGUUCCAGAAGCAGAAAUACCUCUCCACUCCAGACAGAUUGGAUCUGGCUCAGUCACUGGGACUCACACAGCUCCAGGUGAAGACGUGGUACCAGAACCGACGCAUGAAAUGGAAGAAAAUGGUGCUAAAAGGAGGGCACGAAGCUCCAACCAAACCUAAAGGCCGACCCAAGAAGAACUCAAUCCCAACCACUGAGGAGAUCGAGGCCCAGGAGCGAAUGGAGGCCAAACUGGCAGAGGAGGAGAGGCUACAUGCAGAAGUGGAGGACGAAGUUUUCCAGUCUCAACCUCAGGAUCUCAGUACAUCCGCCACAUCCGCCGUCGAGUAUGUCUGUCCAGAAAGCCCAGAGCGAGAGCAGGCACCGGCAUCACCGUCAGAAGCAAUGACCACCAGCUAAACGCCAGCAAACGCCAACACUGAAAAGACUUUGGAAAGACUUUUGAACGGCUUCCCGGGCUGAUUUUGAGUUGUCAGUGGCUCCAGAAAGUAGAGCGAUACUUUAGACACAUAAAAUGUGCGAAUGUCAUUGUCAAAACAACAAAACGUCAAACCUAGUGGCUUGUAAAACAAGAAAGGAUUGAAUAAGCACACUUCUUAAGAAAACAUUUCACAGAAUAAGCUUUUUUUCAGAAGCAUUUUACAAUAAGGUCUCAUCGGUUAACAUGAACUGACACUAAAUACUCACACAGCAUUUACUAAUACGUUGUUAAAAUCCAAAUUAGAGUCAAGACACUACUGAAGAUUUUAAUAUCAUUUUUUAAUCGUUUUUUUUAUGUAUAAAUAAAUAGACAUUAAAUAUAUAUUAAAAAUGC
Danio rerio (zebrafish) is the source of this 1461-nucleotide messenger RNA. The record is from RefSeq and is a predicted model, not a curated record. NCBI's taxonomy places the organism in Eukaryota, Metazoa, Chordata, Actinopteri, Cypriniformes, Danionidae.